GAAUUUGUUAAAUCGAUUAUGGUUGUUUGGAAUUAUUCUACUUGCGGAUGAACUUAACUUUCUUUUGGAGCUCUUUUUCUUACUUAGAAAAAGAAGGCGAUGCAGAAACCAAGCGCCUUCUGAAUCCCCACCCGCUACUAAAAAAUUUCCUUUGUAUUCUGAAGCUUUCAUGGCCCCGACAGUCUGAUUCUGCUGCUACUUCUCUUCUCCAAGGUGAUAAGACAAAUUCCCUGGAGCUUCCAUUACUCCGUACAGCGUCCACCGCCGCUCUCUUGAGCGCUCCUGCCUUCAUUUUCUCCGGACAGUCUCCCCUCAAAGACAUAGCGAUCACUUUCCCCAACUCAUCAGAAUCAGCCACCGAGUUCGCCCCCUCACAAACCCGCACCGCCACUCCCAUGUCGUCCACCAAUAGCUUAGCGUUCACGAACUGGUCCGCCUCCAUCGGCCAACCCAAUAUCAGCACCCCCGCCGUUACGCUUUUAAGCACAAUUGCGAGGUUGACGACGAUACAUAACGGACUUUAGCAGACAAUAUUUAUUAGCUGUGGGUUUGGGUGGUGUUGGUGCUAGCAAAAACGCUUUGACACAAAAGAUGCGUUCUAAAAUCUUGAGACUGACAUGAUACAUA
Cucurbita moschata (crookneck pumpkin) is the source of this 627-nucleotide messenger RNA. RefSeq lists its product as uncharacterized. The transcript has 3 exons. NCBI's taxonomy places the organism in Eukaryota, Viridiplantae, Streptophyta, Magnoliopsida, Cucurbitales, Cucurbitaceae. Bases 48 to 524 code for a protein of 158 amino acids. The record is from RefSeq and is a predicted model, not a curated record.